GGUGGAUGGAAGACAUUGAUCCGAAGCGGGAAUAGUAUUGGGCCUGCGAGCUGUGUAAUCCAUUCCCCCAAAAGAAUAAUAAUUAAUUAUCGAUGGUCGAUGGGCGGUGUUGUUUUGGUGUUGAGUUCUAUUCAGUAUUCAGGAUUUGUAGCGAACACCAAAUACCCUGAAAAUCCUCUGCUCAAUCGAUCUGAUCCCGUGGGUGGGUUACAACUUGGAAGCAAAAAUGGCGGCUUUCAUAUAUCAGCUUUUCACCUUCUCCUCACUAUUCUUACUGGGUCUUUACCAUCUCAUCUGCACCACCCGCAACUUCCUCAAAUCCCCGCAAUCGUUCUCCGCCAAGCUCUUUCAUCCCUUCCCUCCUCUCUUCAUUUCUCCUUCCUCCUCCUCCAACAAUUCCACUAAUCAUCAUCCUCGCCUUAAGCACCUGCAACUCUACCUCAUUCUUGUCUGCCUCCUCAUCUCCAUCGCCCACCAAAUCUUUGUCUCCUCUGACUCUGACCCCCUCAUUAAAGGCAGCACUCCCGUCCAUCGCUUUUCCUCCCUUCUCUCCGCUGCUGUCCUCUUCCUCUUCUUCCUCCUUGCGUUGGCUCUCCUCCUCUCCGAAUCUACUCCCUUCCUUCCCCUUCCUCACGAUCUCUUCUUUGCCCUAGCUUCUGCUUCCUUCUUCCUUCACUAUUCAUCCUCCGCUUCCGCUGCCUCCUUCCAGACCUCCCUUCUCCAGGCCAAGUGUGAUUCUCUCUCAGCACGCAUCUCCGCUCUCACCUCCCUCCUCUGCCUCAUCCUCGCGUUUCGCCCCAAGCUCUUCGUCGCCGAUGCCGCCCUUGCUCUUUCCAUCUGCUUGCACGGCCUCUGGGAGCUCCAAACCGGCCUCUCUCUUUACGUCGACGCCUUCAUCCCCGAAGGUUGCCACCGUCUGCUCGAUGUCGUCAGCGGCGUUGAGAGCUCCACCAAGUGCGAUCCGGAAGUGUCCGGGUUGAGGGCUGUCGCCAUCUUGGAUCUCCUCUUUCUCCUCCAUGUACUGUUCCUGGCCCUCAUCCUCUUCCUUACCUAUGCCUUUGUUGCUAGGUGUGUCGGGAUGAAGAGAUUGGGAUCGUACGAGGCUUUGCCUACCAAUGCUACCGAUACUAAUCACAUCCAGAUGAAGGCAUUGACCGGCACUCAGUCCUGAUCCCUCCCUUACUGGGAAUCUAUAACUUCUUUUAGCAGGCAGUCUGCAGCAAUGUUGCAAAGUAGAAAGACAAGUAUCUCAUAUGAAAAAAAGCCACAAAAUCAUAGAGGCAUUUGAAAUUGCUUGCUCUAGCAACUUUGAAACUGAGACCUAUUCACAAAGCCAUGAAAUUUUUACUUUUCUUUUUCUUUUAUUGAGGAAAAGAAACACUAAAAUUUCUAAAUACGUGUUUGAAACAUGAAAUUUAAUAUGUUGCACUUGUAGAAACGUGCUAGUGUUACCAAAUGCCACUAAUGAGUGCGUGAUGAGACCCAUAUGAAAAUUUUCAUAUCAAAUAGAGAGAAUACAAGUAGUAUAAAGAACUGAU
Messenger RNA from Carica papaya (papaya), 1538 nucleotides. Its product is annotated as plant viral-response family protein (DUF716). Lineage: Eukaryota; Viridiplantae; Streptophyta; Magnoliopsida; Brassicales; Caricaceae. The record is from RefSeq and is a predicted model, not a curated record.